Messenger RNA from Coccidioides immitis RS, 480 nucleotides. RefSeq lists its product as uncharacterized. Bases 1 to 480 code for a protein of 159 amino acids. Lineage: Eukaryota; Fungi; Ascomycota; Eurotiomycetes; Onygenales; Onygenaceae. The transcript is spliced from 2 exons. The record is from RefSeq and is a predicted model, not a curated record.
AUGUACACCCCUGCUGUAAUUGCUCAAUGGAAGAAGAAGAAGAAGAAGAAGGGAAAAGUUGGCAUCAGAGCAGAGCAAAAAGCGUCAACGGCGGACGAAUUUUGGGCGCAAAGAGCUCCGAUUGGUCCGGAUGCCAAGACUGCGCUCAUUGGUCCGCGCCAUACUCUCCGCUCCUCCCCUCGCUCUCGUCUCGUCUCCUCUCUCCUCUCCGCUACACUUCGGGCGAAAGUAGUCCACGUUCAGAGAGUUGGCGCUCUGAGGAUAAUAUGGUUAUUCGCAGGCGUGGAUGGAUCCAGACCACCUCGGAAGGUAUCUAAGAUCCUGGAAAUAGCGCAAUCAACGUAUCGACACUCAAUACGCCACACCUUGCUCCCAAAUUUACAGAGACUGGAGAACACAAGCCCACAACAGAUAACUACCGGAGAAAAUGAUAAACGACUCGUGAUUGUUUUACGUCUGGUUACGUGGAUUCGUCCCUGA